This is a messenger RNA of Panicum virgatum (switchgrass), 1596 nucleotides long. RefSeq names its product MYB-like transcription factor ODO1. The record is from RefSeq and is a predicted model, not a curated record. Bases 316 to 1140 code for a protein of 274 amino acids. Lineage: Eukaryota; Viridiplantae; Streptophyta; Magnoliopsida; Poales; Poaceae. The transcript has 2 exons.
CCGCACGCACGCACGCACACGCUCCCCUCGGCAAGCCGCUGCGGUUGCCGGGCGCCUGUCACUCCGGCCCUGCUUUUUUUUGCUCUCUCUCUCUUUGUUGGAUGCAGCUGCUUGGUUAGCUCGGCCCGUCGUCUAGCAUCCGGCCCUGCUGCCCCGGCCAGGCCGCGACCGCGAUUGGACGCCGGCCGGCCGGCCGGCCUCGCUCGCAGGCCUUUUUAACAGGACCUCGCCGUGAGCUCUCGGCGGCGGCGGCGGCGGCGGCGGAAUAUACAUAUAGAUACAUCUAACCAUAUAGCUAGGUGGGAUAUAUAGAUCAUGGGGCGGCAGCCGUGCUGCGACAAGCUGGGGGUGAAGCGGGGGCCGUGGACGGCUGAGGAGGACCGGAAGCUCAUCAGCUUCAUCCUGAGCAACGGCCAUUGCUGCUGGCGCGCGGUGCCGAAGCUGGCCGGCCUGCUGCGCUGCGGCAAGAGCUGCCGCCUGCGCUGGACCAACUACCUCCGCCCGGACCUCAAGCGCGGCCUCCUCACCGACGCCGAGGAGCAGGUCGUCAUCGACCUCCACGCCAAGCUCGGCAACAGAUGGUCAAAGAUUGCUGCCAAACUACCAGGAAGGACUGAUAACGAGAUCAAGAACCACUGGAACACCCACAUCAAGAAGAAGCUGAUCAAGAUGGGCAUCGACCCGGUCACGCACGAGCCCCUCGACCGGAAGACCAGCAACAGCCCGGCCACAACCUCGCAGUCCGUCGUCACGGCCGAUUCAACCAAGUCCGACGAGGCGACCAAGCAGCAGAGCCCGCAAAGCGACGCCGUCGGGGACGUGUUGGCCGACGGUUCCAGCCCGACGGAAUCGAGCGCGACGAACACCACCGUCAGCACGGGCGGAAGCAUCAGCAGCAGCCACGACCAGGACCCGCUGGUGAAGUGGCUCCUGGAAGUGGACCCGCCCACCGGCGACGAGCCGUGGCUCAACUUCACCGGCAGUGUCGAGGUGGACGGCGAGUUCAGCAGCAUCGCCGCCGGUCCGGAGUUGCCGUGGGACGGCGCCACCGACUGGCUGCUCGACUACCAAGAUUUUGGAUUGGGGGACUUGGGCUUGGUCGAUGGCUACAUGAUCAACAGCUCAAACGGAGCAAAUUAAGUUCUAUUAGCUAGCUACAUGCCGGUGAAGAUGACGAUGAUGCAUCAGCUUUGUGUUGCUACCAGUGUAGAUAAGUAAUAAAAAAACAAGCAUAUGGAGGUUGUGAAAGGUGAAAUGACCAGAUCGAAGGGCUCUCUCUCCUAGCUUGAUCGAUCCAACCAACGGUUGUGAUGCAUAUUUGAUGGGGGUGUGGUAGAGACGAUUAGAGAGAGGUGUGUAGAUUUAGCUGUGUUACUUUUUUUUCUCCCUUUGAGGUCAAGGGAUUUGUGUUUCUUCUCAAAGAGAAGUGGUAGAACUUCUUGCUGUGUAGUUAUAUUUUGGUAAUUUGGUGUAUAUAUAUGUGUGUAUUAUUGUACGUUAAGUUUCACUACUACACCGCCUUGCUAGGCAUUCUUGUCUACGAACUGCAUGAAUUACUAAUUAAUGAGCAAAUAAAGAUGUGUGUUCGUUCCCGAA